Anopheles maculipalpis is the source of this 4005-nucleotide messenger RNA. RefSeq names its product CD109 antigen-like. NCBI's taxonomy places the organism in Eukaryota, Metazoa, Arthropoda, Insecta, Diptera, Culicidae. Gene Ontology annotation, cellular component: extracellular region. The transcript has 12 exons. The record is from RefSeq and is a predicted model, not a curated record. Gene Ontology annotation, molecular function: endopeptidase inhibitor activity. The coding region runs from base 1 to 4005 and encodes 1334 amino acids.
AUGCCGUUGUACAUGCGAGUAGUGGUAAUGAUAAGCCUGCUGGGCGCCUGUUGGGGUGUGCUGGUAGUGGGCCCGAAGUUUGUACGCUCCAACCAAGUGUACACGGUGGUAAUCAGUAACUUCAAUCAGACAACGUCCAAGGUGAACCUAAUGCUACGUCUUGAGGCACACGACGAGAAGGGAGCGACUGUGUUUUCCAUCACGAAGGAAGUCGACGUGCGUCGCUUCAUGAAUCGCAUCGUGAACUUUGAAAUUCCAGUUAUCUCUUCCCCAGUUAUUUUAAAGCUGAAGAUCAAUGGACUACGCGGGUUCAGUUUUGACGAUGAGGAGGAUCUUGUGUUUCUCAACAAAUCCGUAUCCGGCUUAAUACAGAUCGACAAACCCGUCUAUAAGCCGGGCGAUAAGGUGCGGUUUCGGGUGAUAGUGUUGGACACUGAGCUGAAGCCUCCGGCACGCGUUAAAACGAUUCAUGUGUCGAUCCGCGAUCCUCAGAAAAAUGUCGUUCGCAAAUGGUCCUCGGCAAAGCUGUACGCCGGUGUAUUUGAGAGUGAUCUUCAGAUCGCGCCAACGCCCAUGCUCGGCGUGUGGAACAUCUCGGUACUGGUGGACGGCGAAGAACUCGUUUCAAAGACAUUCGAGGUGAAGGAGUAUGUGCUGUCGUCGUUUGACGUCGAGGUGAUACCGUCCACCAUUCCUUUGGAGGAACACCAAGGUCUCAACCUGACGGUAGCGGCCAACUAUCACUUUGGAAAGCCGGUAAAAGGUGUGGUCAAGAUGGAGCUGUACCUGGAGGACGAUAAGCUUGACCAGAAGAAAGAGCUCGAGAUAUACGGUAUGGGACAAGUAGAACUACGGUUCACAGAAAGGCUGGAUCUGUUCGAAGAUCAGCAGGAUGUGCGAGUAAAUGUGACAUUCCUCGAGCAGUACACAGGCCGAUCAGUGACAAAAGAGCAUGCAAUUUCCAUCUACAAAUAUCUCUACCGAGCCAAGUUGGUAAAGGAAAGUGAACAGUUCCGUCCCGGAUUUCCUUUCAAGUGUGAUCUGAUCUUGAGCUACCAUGAUGGUACGCCAGCUAGAGACAUUUCCGUGUUGGUACAAGUGGAAGGAGACAGUGUAGACCAUGAGCAAAUCCAUACAACUGAUAAGACAGGUACUAUCAAGCUUGUCAUGCACCCUACCGAAUCCACCGAACAAAUGGACAUAACACUAACUGACGAUAACAGUGGAUUCUCCUUGAGCGAGAGAAUAAGCAAAGUCGAAACGAUGACACAUACGUUCAUAAAGCUAGAGUUGAAGUCACCAAUUAAAUUAAACCGACUUCUAAGACUGUUGGUGACGUGCAACGAGCGGAUGACAUUUUUCGUCUACUACGUUAUUGCCAGGGGUAACAUACUUGACGCAGGUUUCAUGCGACCAAACCGACAGACCAAGUUCUUGAUCGAGAUUAAUGUGUCGGAGAAAAUGAUACCAAAAGCGAAAAUUCUUGUUGCCACCGUGUCGAACAAAGUUGUGGUUUGGGACGCGUUGGAGAUUGAUUUGAACCAGCUGAGCAAUCAUCUGAAAAUUAACAUAGCGGAGCAGGAGAUAAAACCAGGUCAUGAGAUCGAGUUUCAGCUGAAAGGACGCCCAAGCGCAUAUGUUGGACUUGCUGCGUACGAUAAAGGUUUGCUUGAGUUCUCCGGUAAGCAUGAUCUGUUCUGGGAGGAUGUCAUGCAGGUGUUUGAUGAAUUUCAUGCCGUCGGGCAGAACGAGUUUAAUCCAUUUCACAGUAUAGGCUUAUUUACAAGAGUUGCCGGAGAAAAAAUGCUGGCACCAAAAAGCUCUACAUCGGCACGAUUCGGAAGUGAGACGAAAAGUACGUAUUCUAAGCUUGUUUCGUAUCGGACAAACUUCUUGGAAUCGUGGCUGUGGCAGAAUGUAACGAUUGACCGAUCGGGUACGACGACGAUGAUCGAGCCUGUUCCUGAUACGACCACGUCCUGGUACUUGACGGGCUUCUCAAUUGAUCCGGUGUAUGGAUUGGGUAUUAUUAAGCAGCCGAUCCAGUUCACAACGGUGCAACCGUUCUACAUUGUGGAGAAUCUACCGUACUCCAUCAAACGAGGCGAAGCGGUUGUGUUGCAGUUCACGCUGUUUAACAAUCUUGGAGGAGAGUAUAUCGCCGAUGUGACGCUGUACAACGUGGCCAAUCAGACGGAAUUCAUUGGACGACCCUUAGAAGAUCUCAGCUACACAAAAUCCGUCAGCGUUCCACCGAAGGUAGGUGUACCGGUCUCGUUUCUGGUGAAGGCACGAAAGCUUGGCGAGAUGGCAGUACGGGUGAAGGCUUCCAUCACGCUUGGGUUGGAAACGGACGCACUGGAAAGGUUCAUUAGAGUAAUGCCGGAAAAUUUAAUUCUAUCCAAUUCUGUAUCGCGUUUCUUCAAUCUGGACCGUUACGGAACGCUAGAGUUUCCCAUAUCGUUGGAUAUUCUCAAGAAUGCGAACUUCAGCACAAUCAAGCUGGAGUUCAUCUUAUCGUCAAACUUACUCACGCCGGUGACAUACAAUCUGGACAAUCUACUCACCGUACCGACCGCUUCUGGUGCGCCUAGUAUGAUCAAUUUCAUUCCAAACCUCUUGGUGCUGGACUAUCUAACAUCAAUCGGUUCGAACGAAACGCAUCUUAUAAAUAAAGCGAGAGGCUUGCUAAGAAAUGGCUAUCAGCUUGAGAUGCAGUAUCGUCAGUCCGAUGGUUCGUUUGGCAAUUGGCGCAAGUCCCAGGGAAGCAUCUUCGUUACUGCCCUGGUGGGCAAAUCGAUGCGGAGUGCUGCCAAGUACAUAUCGGAGGUAGAUUCGAAUAUGGUUGAUCGUGCAUUCGAUUGGCUUGCAUCAAAACAGCACAGUUCGGGCCGGUUUGAGGAAAUAGCGCCGAUCACGUACCACACGUUGCAGGGAGGAUCACGAAACCAUAUAGCACUAACAUCGUACGUGAUGAUCGCGUUCCUAGAAAACUCGGAAUCUUCCAAAAAACACCAGCAAGUAGUUCGAAAGGGUGUACAGUACAUUGUAAACCAUUGGAAGAGAAUAGAGGACGUUUACGAUCUUUCACUUGCAACGUACGCCCUAAUGCUAGACGGCCAUACUCUCAGGAAGGAAGUGCUGAAAUCCUUAAUAAAUAGAGCCCAGUCGGUGGAAGGCUCUAACGGGAAGGAACUGUACUGGACGAGAGAUACGGCCGGGAUUGAAACGACUGCGUACGGAUUGCUAAGUCUGGUGCACGACAAACGCUACGUGGAUGGUGUCAGUGUGAUGCGUUGGCUUGUCAAUCGUCGAAAAGUAAGCGGGAGCUUUCCGCGCACUCAGGACACAUUUGUUGGGCUGAAGGCGCUGGCCAUGCUAGCGGAAGCGAUAUCACCACUAAACAAUGAUUACUCGAUCAUUCUUCAACAUGGCCGAACGAGAAAGUUGUACAAAAUCACCUCGACAUUGGUUGAUCAGCAGUCUCGGGAUGAGCUCACAGGAGACAGUCGAACGCUGAAGGUUAGCGUAAAUGGCCGAGGGUUUGGGAUGUUUACGAUUGCUUACCAGUACGGGAUAGAUGUGAGGAAUAUUAACAGACAAUUUAAACUAACGCUCGAGAAGCAAUUUUUCAAUCAGGAUCAUACGCUACUACUGAAAGUGUGUAGCAGCUUUAUACCGCUGUUGGCACACUCGCGCUCAGACUUGGCACUGGUCGAGGUAAACUUUCCGAGUGGGUAUGUCGUCGAUAGAGAUUCUAUAGUAGACAUUACCAAUCGGAAUCCUUUUAAGAAUGUAGAGUACCGGUAUGGUUAUACAUCAUUGGUGAUAUACUACGAAAGUAUGGGACCUGAGGAGAACUGCUUCACAGUGACCGCGCAAAAACUGUUCCGGGUAGCAUUUCAAAGACCAGCUUAUGUGCUUGUGCACGAUUUUUAUAAAACAAUGUAUAGAGCAAUAAGAGUUUACGAGGUGCCACAAGAAACGUGUAGCGACUGCAAUUAA